GCCUCAGGGUUGUGGUGACUGCUGCGCACAGCGGGGAGGAGCCGGGCCUGCAGCCGGAGGGGUACAGCGAGGAAGAGCAGGAGAGCGAGGAGGAACGGGAGCAGGAGGAGGAAGAGGAGCAGGCGCAGGCCAGCGAGGAGGACGAAGAACAGGAGCAGGCCAGCGAGGAGCUCAGUGAGGAGCCGAGUAGCCCCGCCGCCAUGCUGGACGUGUUCCGCUCCAUCCCCACGCAGAUGGACUACAAGGGCCAGAAAUUAGCGGAACAGAUCUUCCAGGGCAUCAUUCUUGUCUCUGCCGUAAUUGGUUUCAUCUACGGAUACGUCACUGAGCAGUUUGGAUGGACUGUCUACAUAGUUAUGGCUGGAUUUGCUGUAUCCUGUUUGCUGACGCUCCCUCCAUGGCCCAUGUACCGCCGCAACCCCCUGAAGUGGCUGCCUGUGCAGGAGUCGGGCACAGAGGAUAAGAAGCCAGCAGACAGAAAACCAAAGAGGCAUUCUAAAAGCUAAAUAAAAUUGUUCUUUGUUAUGUUGACCGAGAAUCUGCACCUCCCAUCCCCACGGCCAACCGGACUCAUGGAAAAUCAGGAUGCUGCUGUCUUUUUACUAUUGCUUUCUUCAUCCCUCUUCCCAUCUCCAGGCUUAGUCAACCAAGAAUUUUAUAAUAAACUGUUUGGGCAAA
This is a messenger RNA of Gallus gallus (chicken), 678 nucleotides long. It is a transcript of the gene SPCS1, whose product is annotated as signal peptidase complex subunit 1. Gene Ontology annotation, cellular component: signal peptidase complex; endoplasmic reticulum membrane. The record is from RefSeq and is marked validated. The transcript is spliced from 5 exons. Gene Ontology annotation, biological process: protein targeting to ER. Bases 201 to 506 code for a protein of 101 amino acids. NCBI's taxonomy places the organism in Eukaryota, Metazoa, Chordata, Aves, Galliformes, Phasianidae.